AUGGAGGCAAUGAUUAAAGGAAAAAACAUUACUGAGAUCACCCAGUUCAUCCUCCUGGGAUUCUCCGAUUUCCACCAAAUCACAGCACUGCUCUUUGUUAUAUUCCUCACCCUGUAUAUUACAGCACUGACCUGGAACCUGUCCCUUAUUGUUUUAAUAAGGAUGGACUCCUACCUCCACACACCUAUGUACUUCUUCCUCAGCAAUCUGUCCUUUAUUGACCUCUGCUAUAUCACUUCUACAGUCCCAAAGAUGCUUUCCAACUUCUUCCAGGAAAAGCAAACUAUCGGUUUUGUGGACUGCAUUGUUCAAUACUUUAUCUUGUCCACUAUGGGCCUGACUGAAUCCUGCCUCAUGACAGUCAUGGCCUAUGACAGGUAUGCUGCCAUUUGUAACCCUCUUCUCUACUCAUCAAUCAUGUCACCCAGCCUCUGUGCUCGGAUGCUCUUGGGAAGCUAUACAGCAGGACUUGUGGGUUCUGUAUCUCAGGUGUGUGCCUUGCUGCAGCUCCAUUUCUGUGGACCUAAUGUCAUCAGACAUUUCUUCUGUGACAUGCCCCAGCUGUUAAAUCUAUCCUGCAUUGAUACUCUUUUUGCACAGGUCCUUCUUGCUGUAUUAACAACAUUAUUUGGUUUUUCAAAUGCCUUAGCCAUCAUGAUAUCCUAUGGCCAUAUUAUCUUGUCCAUCAUGAAGAUCACCUCAGUGAGGGGUAGGUCCAAGGCCUUCAACACUUGUGCUUCUCAUGUGACAGCUGUUUCCUUGUUCUACACCUCUAGUGUCUUUGUCUAUUUGAGUUCCAGCUCUGGUGGCUCCUCCAGCUUUGACAGAUUUGCAUCUGUCUUCUACACUGUGAUGAUUCCAAUGUUGAACCCUUUGGUUUACAGUCUGAGGAACAAGGAAAUUAGAGAUGCUGUAAAGAGGCUAAAGAAGAAGCUGGGAUGCUGCUAA
Messenger RNA from Rattus rattus (black rat), 948 nucleotides. RefSeq names its product olfactory receptor 5AN1-like. Gene Ontology annotation, cellular component: membrane. Gene Ontology annotation, biological process: sensory perception of smell; G protein-coupled receptor signaling pathway. The transcript has a single exon. The record is from RefSeq and is a predicted model, not a curated record. Lineage: Eukaryota; Metazoa; Chordata; Mammalia; Rodentia; Muridae. Gene Ontology annotation, molecular function: odorant binding; G protein-coupled receptor activity; olfactory receptor activity. The coding region runs from base 1 to 948 and encodes 315 amino acids.